Molecule: messenger RNA, 944 nt
Organism: Polypterus senegalus (gray bichir)
Lineage: Eukaryota; Metazoa; Chordata; Cladistia; Polypteriformes; Polypteridae
Gene: cops9
Product: COP9 signalosome subunit 9
Exons: 3
Coding region: 299-472 (57 amino acids)
Biological process (GO): negative regulation of protein neddylation
Source: RefSeq, a predicted model, not a curated record
AACACAUUGGUACCCUCCCAGUAUAUUAGUGUCUAAGAAUAUCAUUCUGUUUGAUUCCGUUUAGUUGCUGAAGCUACUGUUUAAUUAAAGCUCAAUAACGUUUAUUUAUUCACUUUUUAAACUCUAAGUAGUGGAAACUAUUUUUAAAUGUUUAUUUCUAUUUUUGCCGGUGCGGUUGGAAUUGUGGGCCGUGUUGCUGUAGGAUCAAUUUCACUGCGGCCAAAGGCGGAAGAGCGGAUCCGAAGGCUGGUAGACUCUUGUGGUACAGUUUGAUGAGCUUGUAAACACCUUUAGUAAAAUGAAGCCUGCCGUGGACGAAAUGUUUCCAGAGGGUGCUGGACCCUAUGUAGAUCUCGAUGAGGCUGGGGGAAGCACGGGUCUCUUGAUGGAUUUGGCUGCUAAUGAAAAAGCCGUUCAUGCAGAUUUUUUUAAUGAUUUUGAAGAUUUGUUUGAUGAUGAUGAUAUUCAGUGACAAAAGCUAGAAUGGACAGCACAUUUUUCAAAAAGAACUAAUUCAUCCAAAGUAAUAUAUGCUUGUCUACUGGAUUAAAAGAAAUUCCUCUUUCCCUUGCUGGGAAACAUGUUGACUGACGAUGAGAUUAAAUUCUGUUUUCACCUGCACACCAGAGCUAUUUUGUCUAUAUUUUCUUCUAAUAAAGUAUUCUUUUAAAUUACGUCUUCAUUUUGCCAGCUGUUUCAACAUUCUAAAAAUACUUUGGAUUCCAUUAUUUCUGUUAAAUUAUUACCUGAUACCUGUUUCAGACUUAGAUUGUAGGUUUACUUUUUCUCCAACACCUGCAUUUGAAAAACUCUGUUUAUAAUUAUUUGUGUAAUACCUCAUUGUGGCCUAUGCUGAAAAGUCAUGAUAUAACAGAUGUCAAAUGAUUAAUGUAUUUAGCCUAAGACCAAAUAGUCUCCAAAAAUAAAGGUUUCCUAAAAUUAAA